Trichoderma atroviride IMI 206040 is the source of this 1544-nucleotide messenger RNA. RefSeq lists its product as uncharacterized. NCBI's taxonomy places the organism in Eukaryota, Fungi, Ascomycota, Sordariomycetes, Hypocreales, Hypocreaceae. The record is from RefSeq and is a predicted model, not a curated record.
UUUUUUUUUCUCCAACAACCCCUCCUCCCAGAAACCAUGGCUGCUUCUUUCAGCUUGGACGAAAAGCGAUUUGUUCUCGCGGAGAUGAUCAAAUGCAGUACCGUUGAUGUCGAGAUGUUGAUACGAUUUGUGGAGUCAAACGUGUCCGAUCCCAACUGGAUGACGAUGCAAAUCCCGUCAGGCCGCAAUCUGGAACAGUGCAUGCAAGUCGCGAACCGGUCACCGACAGCCCCAAACCACAGAUCCGCAAUGUCUCAAAAUGAUCAUCUGGCCAACAGUGGUAUGAAUCAUCCAAGACAGAUUGCGCCGAGAACCAGUCCUGGUGGCCAAACCCCUGGGGCUAUGCCAAUGUCGCCCGUCAAUAUGCCUCCGUGGCCGCCAGCCGAUGGUGUUGAGGAUAGGCGAGCACUGCCCUACGAAGCUCCAAAUGCUGCCCCUGCUCCCCGAAAGAGAGGGCGUCCUUCGCGAGUGGACAGAAGCACAGCUGUACCUCCUCGUCUUGCCAACAUCGCCCCCAGACCUCCUCAGUCUGCUUCAGGCUCCAACACGCCUCGGCCUAUUCUCCCGGCUAUCCAGCGCCCAGCUGAUACUGCUGCUCGAAGUUCUCAGCCGCCACCCCCCGCGCACGUCCCGCUACUGCUCGACUCUCCCCCGAGUAAGAAGAGGAGAAAGACGAGCGCAGGUGCGGUUUCAGUCUCCACCCCGCCUCCUCUCCCUGCUAUUACCACACCUCCUGCGUCGGUGGAUCAUGAGAAACGACCGCGAGAGCUGAGCGAGGCAAAUACCAUACACGUGCGUGAGAAUAUACGUGAGAUGGGACAAGUACCAUCCCCUCGCCCAAUGCCACUGGAACCGGAGCCGCGGCAUCAUGCCUCCCUCAUGCCUGUAGUAGCAUCUACGGCAUCAUCUCAAAUCAAAGCGUAAAUAACAGUACUGGCCACAGCUUAGCACUCUCUUCUUUCAGGAUUUCUGUCAAAAGGCCCAAAUGGCUAGGUUAAAGGAACACCUAUGGUGUGUGUUUGUUUCUACAAUUCAUGUUUCUUUCUUGGUAGUGUCACAACAUUAUACCCUUUCAACUUCUCCCACGAUCCCCAUUUCAUGUACCUGCAAAUUUUCUUCCUUUUACGCUUCUCUUUUCCUUCUUUACCUGUUCCUAUUCCUGUUCCCUUUCCCUUUUGACUUUCCUUUACGAUUUGUGUGGAGGUUGCUUUAGAGCAUACUGGCGUUUUGUUACUACAUUACCUGCGCGGUCGGCUGUUUGAUAUUUGGAAGCAUCUAUGUGCACAUGGAUUUGAAUGAAAGUGAUGAUUCUAGGUUUUGAGAAACGAAACGAGCUAGGUAAUCAUGAAUGACAUGGCCUCGAAGCGGGGUGGCACCGUCUUCCCGCUUCUUUUCCCCUCUUCCAUUUCUCUUCUUCUUUUCCGCCGUUUUUCUUUUCCUUUUCUUUUCUGUUCUUUUUUGCAUCGCACAGGUAGAUAGAUUGAGGUGCUGUUGAACGGCAUCUCAUCCCAUAUUUUUCUUCUUAGGCAAGCCCACAUUUUUGU